AUGGACAGCGUCUGUGUUGUGUUUGUGACAGCCUUAAUUCUGUUCUUCUCCACUGUGGUCCUUAUCUUCUACCAAAACAGGUUCAGACUCAAAAGCAAGUCCAGAAAUCAUCAACUUCCCUUAGGUUCUAUGGGAUGGCCUUUCAUCGGUGAAACCGCCGACUAUGUUUCCUCUGCUUAUAAUGUUGGCCCCGAUGCCUUCAUGGACAAGCGACGCAGCAUGUAUGGGAAGGUGUUUAAGUCGCACAUAUUUGGGAGUCCAACAAUAGUUUCCAUGGAUGCAGAAGUUAAUAGAUUUGUACUGCAAAGUGAUGCAGCGGUUUUUGUUCCAUCUUAUCCAAAGUCUGUUUCUGAACUGAUGGGGGAGUUCUCGAUUCUGUCUAUCAAUGGAAGCCUUCACAGGAGAAUACAUGGCCUCGUUGGAGGUUUUUUCAAGUCUCACCAGCUUAAGUCUCAGAUCACCAAAGAAAUGCAGAACUACAUCCAACAAUCAAUGGCAAAUUGGAGCGAGGAUCGCCCAGUAUUUAUCCAAGAUGUAACCAAAAGUAUUGCCUUUCAAUUACUAGUCAAAGCAUUGAUUAGUUUAGAUCCAGGUGAUGAAAUGGAUCUCCUAAGGAAACAUUUUCAAGAAUUCAUCUCUGGAUUCAUAUCUCUACCUAUAAACCUACCAGGAAGUAAGCUUUAUCGUUCUUUACAGGCCAAAAAGAAGAUGAUCAAAUUAGUGCAGAAAAUUAUCCAAGCAAAGAGAGAUAGUGGCCUCUCUAAGGUUCCAAAAGAUGUAGUGGAUGUGCUACUGAAUGAUGCAAGUGAGCAUUUCACUGAUAAAUUGAUAGCAGAUAAUGUAAUUGAUAUGAUGAUUCCAGGAGAAGACUCUGUGCCUGUUCUUGUUGCUAUAGCUAUAAAGUACCUAUCAGAAUGUCCUCUUGCUCUGCAACAAUUAACGGAGGAAAAUAUGAAACUUAAGAGACUCAAAGAUCAGCAAGGGGAGCCUUUAAGUUGGAGUGAUUACAUGUCAUUACCAUUUACUCAAACAGUUAUUACAGAAACUUUGAGGAUGGGGAAUAUUAUAAUGGGUGUCUUCCGAAAGGCCAUGAAAGAUGUUGAAAUAAAAGGGAUUUUAAUACCAAAAGGAUGGUGUGUUUUUACGUAUUUUCGAUCAGUUCAUCUAGAUGACAGUAACUAUGAUCAUCCUUACCAGUUUAAUCCAUGGAGGUGGCAAAACAAGGACAUGAGCAGUUGCAGUUUCACUCCGUUUGGUGGGGGACUAAGGCUUUGUCCUGGUCUUGACUUGUCCAGGCUGGAAGCUUCCAUCUUUCUCCAUCACUUUGUUACUCAAUUCAGAUGGUCAGCAGAAGAAGAUACCAUUGUGAACUUCCCCACAGUAAGAAUGAAAAGGAGAAUGCCAAUCUGGAUAGAGAGAGUGAAGGAUUGAGAUGCUUUGUAAUGCUGAGAAGAAAAGAGAGGUAGGGGUCAAGAAGAGUUUGGCAAAUGCAAACACAAGGGUGCAUUGUAUUUGAUCUAUUAUGCAGAUAUAGACAAUAGAAAGAAUCAUCUAUGUUUUCAAGGACUAAUCACUUUGAUUCC
Messenger RNA from Neltuma alba, 1583 nucleotides. Its product is annotated as 3-epi-6-deoxocathasterone 23-monooxygenase CYP90D1-like. Gene Ontology annotation, biological process: sterol metabolic process; multicellular organism development; brassinosteroid homeostasis. The coding region runs from base 1 to 1431 and encodes 476 amino acids. Lineage: Eukaryota; Viridiplantae; Streptophyta; Magnoliopsida; Fabales; Fabaceae. The transcript has 8 exons. Gene Ontology annotation, molecular function: oxidoreductase activity, acting on paired donors, with incorporation or reduction of molecular oxygen, NAD(P)H as one donor, and incorporation of one atom of oxygen; heme binding; iron ion binding. The record is from RefSeq and is a predicted model, not a curated record.